AUGUCUCAUCAGCACCCCCAUCACCGGGAUCAAAAUCGGCCAAACCACCCGAAUGUGCAGGGAAAUCCAUUUGCGAGAAACCCAGUGCCACCUCAGCAAAUUCAUCAACAAGAACAUUUUGAUCAUCAGCCAGAAGAGCAGAACCACCACCACCGUCAAGAAGAAGAAAGUUUGCUGCUGAAAGAGCCUGUAGCCGUUGAUAUUGAGUCUAGCGACAACCUUGAAAAUGGGCAAGAAUAUGUUGACCAACAAAAUGAGGACAAGUACUCGAAUGAAAGUUCUGGCCCUGGCGAAGUCACUGAACCUAAACAACAGCAAGAGUAUCAAUCGCAUCAACAAACGCACCAACCCCACCAAUACCGACCUCACCCCUUUGUGAGUUCGAGGAAACAAGAAGAGGAAAAGGAACUUUGA
Messenger RNA from Tigriopus californicus, 414 nucleotides. RefSeq lists its product as uncharacterized. Bases 1 to 414 code for a protein of 137 amino acids. The transcript has a single exon. The record is from RefSeq and is a predicted model, not a curated record. NCBI's taxonomy places the organism in Eukaryota, Metazoa, Arthropoda, Copepoda, Harpacticoida, Harpacticidae.